Messenger RNA from Pectinophora gossypiella (pink bollworm), 4410 nucleotides. RefSeq lists its product as uncharacterized. Gene Ontology annotation, molecular function: nucleic acid binding. The transcript is spliced from 3 exons. The record is from RefSeq and is a predicted model, not a curated record. Lineage: Eukaryota; Metazoa; Arthropoda; Insecta; Lepidoptera; Gelechiidae. Bases 730 to 4257 code for a protein of 1175 amino acids.
GGUUCGAGAAACUCCGCCGUAAAGCGUGCGGAUUCGAACGUAGAGAUACCAAGGCAGAAGAAAAAGGAAAGCAAGCUCAGUUCAUCUGCCAAGCGCACAGCAGUGGAAUCUGACGGAGAGACACCGAGGGCUAAGAAAAAGCUGGUUCCAAAGAGAAAGCGUUCUGCGGUAAAGAAACCCGGCGAGGAGUGGCGCGUGAUCGACUCGGAGAGCGAGGACGAGGAGGUUAUCAAGCGCUCCAAGAACGCGUUGCAAUCCUCCUACUCAAAGCGGGUGGCCGACGGGACCGUGCGCCGCACCGCCAAGCUGAACGGAGACCUAUUCGUGGAGCUUAAGCUAUACCAGGUCGCCGACAUCAGACACGUAGACGUAAGGAAACGCUACGAGAAAGCAGUCCUCAGUCUAAAGUAUCAGGCGGACCAUAAUGCGCCGGAGUUACAGCUACUCCAACAGUUUCUCAAAAAAUGUAAACCCAAGUUCGAGACUGAGGGCUACUUUUUCGCAGAUAAGGACGUAAAAGAAUAACUCACGUCUGUUUUUCCUCUUGGGUAGGCAGAGUUUAUUUUUAUUGACUCGUAUUAUUUUGUUUAUUUGAAAUUAUAGGUAAUUAAUUAAAAUAGUGCUACCAGGUAUCAGGUUGUCCUAAGUCUUGAGUCUAAAAUAUCUUAAGAAAUAUAAACCUAAUUUGAUUUUGAAUCGUAAGAAGUUUCUUGAUUACAUUUUAGCAAUAUGCCAACUAAAUCAGUAUAUUGCUCUAUUUGUGAUUUGUCCAUAAAAAAUAAAGCUUUUUCAUCUCAUUUACGUAGCACACUGCAUAAAAAUAAUAGUUCUAUUAGGGAGUCCGAUUGCAUUGAGAGAAUAUCUAGCGCGUUUCGUAGCCGUAUCGCAUCGUAUAGGUUGAGGAGCAGUGAAAAUAGCGAGGUAGGGUCAGCGGUCGCGUGCCCUCCCGAGACGUUUUUACGCUCUCUGCGUAAGAAUGUUAGGCAGCUUAUCGAUGCCCGACGUGAUGCCUUUGAUAGUAUUAAAGUAAACUUUGAGCUUUUUGCUGAAUUUUCUUUGCCCCAGGAUGAUAGACGAGAAGUCAAAUCUUUCAACACUGAAAACAUAGUUAUUCAUAAAACGUACGACUUUAAUGACAUUUUUAAUAAAGUUGUAAAUUUGAUUGCAACUAAAGUUGACGAAUUUCAGGAAAGAGAUAGUGGUUGGUAUUUCGUUGGUAAUUUGUAUUUAGAAAUAAAUAUUAAUAAAUAUAACCCUUUGAGAGCAUCUGGGUUUAUUGAGCUUCCACAAAGUAUUAAAAUGAAACGCGCCUGUAUAAACAUAAAAAAUAAUGAUAAUUUUUGUUUUUUAUGGUGCAUUAUGGCGGCAUUGUUUCCAACCAAGUACAAUUCAAAUCGACCUUCUUCUUAUCCUCAUUUUGAAACUACACUCAGUACGAAAGGUAUGACUUUCCCCGUAAGUUUGUCUGAUGUCAAGGUUUUUGAAAAAAACAACCCAAGAGUUAGUGUGAAUAUCUAUGGACUCAAAAACAAAAAAACUGUCGUAGGUCCCUUGUACAAGUCGGUUCAUAAAAAGAAAAAGCAUGUUAAUUUGUUAUUACUCGAAAACGGGUUACGAUCACAUUAUUGUUUGAUAAAGGAUUUGAGUCGACUUAUUAGAACACAGGUUACAAAGCAUCAUGGAAAAAUAUUUUUUUGUGAUGACUGUAUGAACUUUUUUUCUAGCGAAAACAAAUUAGAUUCUCAUGCAUGCGGAAGAGUCAAAACAGUUUUGCCUGAAAAGGGUUCAUUGAUACAGUUUCAACACUUCGAACGAAUGCAAGAUAUGCCGUUUGUAAUUUAUGCUGAUUUCGAAUCUCUGCUACAACCGACCCCUGACGCGCAAAACUCUGAAUGUACCGAAAAUAUUCAAAAACACGUUCCCGCGGCGUUUGGUUACUACAUAGUUUGCUCGUAUGAUUCAUCUUUAAAUAAGUACGUAUCUUUCCGAGGGCCCGAUUGUGUUCAAAAUUUUAUUGAAAAUCUAGAAAAUGAUGUAUCUUGGAUAAAUACAAUUUUACAAAAUCAACAUAAAAUGUUGCCAUUGACCGAACAAGAACUGGAAAGUUUUUUAACAUCCAAAAAUUGUUACUUGUGUAAUAAAUUAUUAUUUGAAGAUAAGGUUAGAGAUCAUUGUCAUUUGACAGGUCGUUAUCGAGGACCUGCUCAUUCCUAUUGUAAUAUUCAGUUCAAGCUUCCUAAAUUUUUGCCUGUGUUUUUUCACAACUUGUCAGGUUACGACAGUCAUUUAUUUAUUCGAGAAUUAGGUGAGAUGCCAGGUAACCUCAAUUUACUAGCAAAAACAAAAGAAAAUUAUAUUUCUUUUACUAAAUUAUUUUCAUUAGGUAACAAUCAGUAUAUGCCCAUACGUUUUGUAGAUUCUUUUAGGUUUUUGGGUACGAGUUUAGAGAAAGCGGCAGAGAAUUUAAAUAAAAGUGACUUUAUCCAUUUAUCGCAUUUUUAUCCAUUAAAAGAACAAUUUGAUUUAUUAACGCGCAAAGGCAUUUACCCCUAUGAAUAUAUGUGCGAUUGGAAAUGUUAUACAGAAGUCGAAUUGCCGCCUCGUCAUCAGUUUUAUAGUAGUUUAACGGAUGAGACUAUUUCAGAGUCUGAUUAUGCACAUACUCAUAAAGUGUGGAAAACAUUUCAUUUAAAAAAUCUUGGUGAAUAUACGGACUUAUACUUAAAAUCUGAUGUUAUUUUACUGACAGAUAUUUUUGAAAGCUUCAGACACACCUGUAAAAAUAAUUAUAGACUGGACCCUGCUUUUUAUGUGUCUGCGCCUAGCUUGAGUCUUGAUGCUAUGUUACUCAAAACAGGAGUUAAGUUAGAACUAAUCGAUGACCUCGAAAUGAUUCGGAUGAUUCAAAGCGGCAUCCGUGGGGGUGUUUGCUUGUGUUCCACACGUUACGCUAAAGCUAAUAAUAAGUACUUAUCUAAUUACAACCCAACUUCACCAAAUAACUAUUUACUUUACAUAGACUGUAAUAAUUUAUAUGGAUAUGCUAUGUGUAGUCAUUUACCAUAUUCUGAUUUUGAAUUAAUUGAAAACCCUAAACUAGAAUGUUUAGAUAUACUAAAUAUACCAGAUGACUCAGAAGUUGGUUAUAUUUUAGAGGUAGACUUAGUAUACCCUGACCAUUUACAUGAUCUUCAUAAUGACAUACCUUUUUGUCCUCAAAAGUUUACACCGCCUGGAUCAAAAACUUGUAAAUUGAUACCAAAUUUGUAUGACAAGUUCAAGUAUGUUAUACAUUACAUUCAUCUGAAAACAUGUUUAAAACAUGGCUUACAUUUAAAGCAUAUUCAUAGAGCUAUCAAAUUUAAACAGAGUCCUUAUUUGAGACAGUACAUAGACCUGAACACAAAGUUGCGGCAAAAAGCAAAAUCGCAAUUUGAACAAGACUUCUUCAAGCUACUAAAUAACAGCAUUUUCGGGAAAACUUUAGAAGACACCGAAAAAAGGUUAAAUGUGAAGCUAAUAAACCAAUGGUUUGAUAACCACAAUAAAACCAAGAAACGUUAUACGGCAGAGCAACUUAUAGCUAGGCCCAACUACCACAGUUCCACUAUAUUCACAGAGAAUUUGGUAGCGAUUCAAAUGAAACCUGAAAUAAUUACUCUUGACAAACCUAUUUACAUAGGAUUUACCGUAUUAGAAAUAUCAAAAAGUCAUAUGUAUGAUUUUCACUAUUCUGUCCUUAAACCUUUUUACGGUUCCCACUUAAAGCUUUGCUAUACGGAUACAGACAGUUUUUUAUACUCUAUACAAACAAAAGAUGUAUAUCAAGAUAUAAGACAAAAUUUUCAGCAGUACUUUGAUACAAGUAAUUAUAAAGACGACAAUAUCUUUGGUAUAAUGAAGCAGAAUAAAAAAGUACCUGGAUUAUUUAAAGACGAAUUAGGAGGGCAACUUAUAGUUGAAUUUGUUGGUUUAAGAUCUAAACUUUACUCUAUUAAAACAGAAGCAACAGAAUUAAAAAAAGCUAAAGGUACCAAAAAAGCUGUCAUCAAAAAACUUAGUUUUGAUGAUUAUAAGACUGUAUUACUAGAUAAUUGCUUAAUAAAGAAGAAAAAUCUGAUAUUUAAAUCGCUGAAGCAUGAGAUAUUUACACAGUCGCUUAAAAAAGUAGCUUUGUCCUUUAACGACGAUAAGCGCAUUGUAUUAAAAGACAAAAUCUCUACUCUCUCGUGGGGUCAUGAGUCUAUUUUACUUUAAGCAUUUUAAUGUACCUAAUUGUAAUUAUGUGUAAGUAUUUAAGAAAUUAGGUGCCACCGAAAGGUUUCUUGUUUAUAUAAAUCAUAUUGUAUUUAUUAUGUCAGGAUCGAAACAUAAAGAAACAAUAAAAUGAAUUCCAUAAUCUCUGUUUAU